Molecule: messenger RNA, 2304 nt
Organism: Hypoxylon trugodes
Lineage: Eukaryota; Fungi; Ascomycota; Sordariomycetes; Xylariales; Hypoxylaceae
Product: glycoside hydrolase family 72 protein
Exons: 4
Coding region: 316-1683 (455 amino acids)
Biological process (GO): fungal-type cell wall (1->3)-beta-D-glucan biosynthetic process
Cellular component (GO): cytoplasm; fungal-type cell wall
Molecular function (GO): 1,3-beta-glucanosyltransferase activity
Source: RefSeq, a predicted model, not a curated record
UUUGUCUCUUCUCCUUCCACGUCAAGAGUUUUCGACUCUCCCUCAUUCGUUCAACAACAUUUCUGACUUCUCCCGUCUUCUCCCUUUUUCUUGGACAACUCACUCGUUACUGUUGUCCCCUUGUAUUACAAUACAAUUCUUGUUUGUAAUUCGAUUUUUCCAUUUCCACGUCUCUCGCUGUUGAUUCUCGUACAUCCCUCACUCGUUCGGGAUUGCAAAUUUACGUACCAUCAUCUUAAUUGGUGACCACUGUUUUGCUAUCUGGACAGAUCAUUGUAACCAAUUGACCAUUGGGCGACUGGUAUUGAUAUAACUAUGCGCUCGUUCGCUCUCGCGUCCGCUUUGACGGCGGCGGCGAGUUUGGUUCACGCGGAACCUACUCGUACCGAAAAACAGUUGCCCCAACGCGCUGAUUCUCUCCCCACCGUGACCGCAUCUGGCAAUGCUUUCUGGACCGGCGACACCCGAUUCUAUGUCCGAGGCAUUGACUACCAGCCGGGAGGCUCUUCUGCUAACAUCGACCCUCUCGCUGAUGCCGACACGUGCAAGAGGGACAUCAAGGAAUUCCAGAAAUUAGGCGUGAACACAGUCCGUGUUUACUCCGUCGAUAAUUCGGCCAACCACGACGAAUGUAUGCAGGCAUUGAGCGACGCCAAGAUCUACCUCGUUCUCGACGUCAACAACCCGGCCUACUCCAUUAACCGAGACAAGCCGGGCCCAUCGUACAACGAUGUAUACCUCCAAAGCGUCUUCGCUACCAUUGAUGUGUUUGCCAAAUACUCCAAUACACUAGCUUUCUUCUCGGGAAAUGAGGUCAUGAAUGACAAAGCCGACUCCGUGAAAGCCGCCCCUUAUGUCAAGGCCACAACUCGUGAUAUGCGACAAUAUAUCGGAUCACAAGGCCACCGCAAGAUUCCAGUUGGCUACUCUGCUGCCGAUGUUAGUGAUAACCGCAUGCAGACCGCUUUCUACUUCAACUGUGGUACCGACGAUGAACGAAGCGACUUUUUCGCUUUCAACGACUAUUCCUGGUGUGCUCCAUCUUCUUUCCAACAAUCGGGCUGGGAUCAGAAGGUUAAGAACUUUACUGGUUACGGUCUACCCAUCUUCUUGUCGGAAUGGGGCUGCAUAACGAACGGCCGCGACUUCGAGGAGUUGAGUGCGUUAAUGAGCGACCAGAUGUCUUCCGUCUACUCGGGUGGUCUAGUGUACGAAUACAGCAGAGAAGAAGGUGACAAGUUCGGUAUUGUCGAACUGUCCGGAAACUCUGACUCGGUUAAGGAGGACCCCGAUUUCUCCAAGCUAGAAUCCGCCUUAUCCAAAUACCCUGCCCCCACUGGAAACGGUGGCUUUACUUCUACCACCAAAUCAGUCGCAUGCCCGACCCUCGAUAACAUCUGGGAUCUCGGCGACUGGGGUGAGAGUGCGCUCCCGGCGAUGCCCGAAGGAGCUCAGAAGUACAUGACUGAUGGUGCUGGCAAGGGUCCGGGUCUGAAGGGCGACGGCUCCCAAAACGCCGGUGGUACUUCGACCGGUACCGCUUCCCCCGGCUCCGGGUCGGUGACGGCAACCGCAUCUGGUCACAACGGUAGUGGCCGCCCAGCUCCGCCAAUGGACAUGAGCGUCUUCGUCCUUACUGGGGUCGUUGCCGUGUUCACUCUUGUCGGGACUCUCCUAUUGUAGGGGGUAUCCUUUCGCUUUUCUCCGAACUGAACUUGCAUGGAACGGAUAAAUACGAAAGCCUGAUAAAACAACUUCGGCUUUGUGCGGCUUGACAAGCUUUAUGGAGUCGACAAUCAGGUCCGCAUUAGGAUGGAUCUAGGACUUACCAGGAUUGCCACCUAUUAUGCUACUUACAGUAGUACUUAAAAACGCUAUGUAUAAUUAAUUUCGGGGCGGCGUGAACCCAUGACGACAAUGUGACUGGGUUUCCCGUACGCCUUGCAAGGCUUUAUUAGAAAAAGAACAACAUAUAAUUCAAACAUGGGGAAUAGGGUGGGAUGGGUCGAUGGGUGAAUGGGUGAAUCGAUGGAUAUUAGAUGGCAUUCUGGAGCUGGCCUUACUAGAGGACGAAAAUUCACAGAAAGUUGUAGGUGAAAGAAACAAACAAGAUGGACAUAGUUUUGUUCUACGGAGUAACAGCUAUUGAAUUGAGAACUCGCUUAUAUCCGAUUGAUUGGCCCGUGGUUGUGGCCUAUGCUGUCGGACUUGUCUUGUGUGUUGCAGAGUAGAAAGCAAAUUGAGGCUGGUCUAUCCCACUAACUUGAAUGGCUACUUUUAUUCAUUCCGCACGGGACGAUAACU